AUGACGAGAAAUAGCCAUUCUGAUGCAAUUUCUCUUGCUUUUCAGCCAUUCUUUCAUUCUCCCCUCAGCCAGACGGUAGACAACUUUACGGACAGCCCAUCUGCCUUCACGGCUAGUCAGUUGGCUUCACCUCCUGCAUGCCCCAGACGUACGUCAAAGCCCGGAUGCACAGUUUGCCGCGGUGAUGCUUGCAAUCCGUUGCCAGAUCUGCCGGCUGCUUCCGCUGGUCUACAGACGGCCGAGCAGAAUGAGCCCUUUAGCGACAAUCUUCGUGUCGUCAAGCCGUGCUGCCCCCCCAGCGACUCAAAGUGUCCGUCAGGUCUUGUGCCGGCGUUUAUUCUGUGCGCCAAUUCCGCAUGUUCCUGCCAUAAAGCAGUGCCAACAGCGCACACGUUCGAGGAGGAGCCACUGAAUCUCUGUCUCCGUGAUGCCUAUCUUGUGGCCGCCUGGCAACUACUUGACAACUGGAUGUAUCAGAGCUCCGAGGCGACUUCACCCUUUCAGUCACAGCCUUGCCAACUGGACGCGAGGGAACAGAACCGAGGGAAAUCUGGCAGUUCCACAGAGGCCAAUGACAUUGGGUCGGCUUCGGAAGCUGCCUGGUCCUCGAGUACUCCAUCUUUUGUCAUGCCUUCAUUUGGCCAGUCGUCUAGGCCGUCUGAGAUCCCUUGGUCGGACGGAGAUGCAGGGAUACAGUCAAGGAGGACGGCAAAAAGGGAAUCAGUCGCAGAGGUCGGGCAGCAACGGGCAGGGACAUCGGAAGGUGACAACUUUUCGGUAGAGAAGAAGCCAAAAGCAGUCGAGAAUAUGUCCAAAGCCGUGCAGUCUGUUGGGUCUCCUUUGGCAAAACAGAUUGACUGGUUUUCCUGGCAGACAGCAACGACUGCCAAGAAUCAUCGUGAAAGUGGUUUGAGUUUUACAUCAUUACAGCAAUUUCGAGGCCUGGCAGACAAACAAGAAGCUCAUUCAGGUAGGCUAACGGAUGAGAAACAGCUUUUAGCUAAUGCUUUUCAAGGUUUCUUAUUAAAACCGCAAACCCAAAGAGACAUCAUACAUUUUGGGGCAUCUCAACAGUUGAUUAACGGUCCUUUUUCCAUGAUUUACUUAUGA
This is a messenger RNA of Protopolystoma xenopodis, 1110 nucleotides long. Lineage: Eukaryota; Metazoa; Platyhelminthes; Monogenea; Polystomatidea; Polystomatidae. The record is from the annotation of a GenBank genome assembly.